AUGGACAAAACGAAGUGCUCAAAGAAGAGUGUGGUGACUCGCAGUCAACGGCAGAAACAGAUGACGAAGACGCAGCGGAGAACCGACAGAGGCAAGUCGAAGUCUAGCCAGAGUCCGAGGUCAGUUGGAAGUGCACUCCAUUGAGACGACCGCAUUUGCAGUCAGAAGAAGAAGACGUCGACGAUGACGGCGAAGAGAGCGCCGAAGAUUGCGGCGGUUCCGUCGAAUGCAACCGAUCCGAAAGAGCAUCCUCAUUUGGAGCACAAAGAGAAGAGGGAGGAGAAGAAGGAGGAAAAAAAGGAAGAAAAGAUGAAGGAUCCGCCGAAGAAGAAGAAGGAGGCGGAGAGGAAAGUGGAUGCGACGCAGGAAGACGUACAGGAGGAAGAGCCGAAGAAAGAGGAGAAGAAGGAGGAACCGGCGCCCGCGAAGGAGCCGUCGAGUGGGCUCGAAGUGCUCAUUAAUCAGGAGAAGGCGCCCGUCAAAAUGGACGACGGAUACGAGGACUUCGGACCGGGAGCCGCAUCGUGA
Molecule: messenger RNA, 528 nt
Organism: Caenorhabditis sp. 36 PRJEB53466
Lineage: Eukaryota; Metazoa; Nematoda; Chromadorea; Rhabditida; Rhabditidae
Source: the annotation of a GenBank genome assembly